Messenger RNA from Candidula unifasciata, 980 nucleotides. NCBI's taxonomy places the organism in Eukaryota, Metazoa, Mollusca, Gastropoda, Stylommatophora, Geomitridae. The record is from the annotation of a GenBank genome assembly.
CACCACCAUCACCACCACCACUAUCAUCACUAUCACCACUAUCACCACCACCACCACCAUCACCGCCAGCACCAUCACCACCAUCACCACCACCCUCACCAGCACCAGCACCACCAGCACCACCAUUACCACCAGCACCAUCACCACCAUCACCAUCAGCACCACCACCACCACCAGCACCAUCCUCACCACCACCAUCACCACCAUCACCAUCACCACCUUCCUCACCAGCACCAUCACCACCAGCACCAUCACCACCAGCACCAUCACCACCAUCACCACCAGCACCAUCACCACCAGCACCAUCACGACCAUCACCACCAUCACCACCAUCAACACUAGCACCAUCAACACCAUCACCACCAGCACCAUCACCACCAUCACCACCAGCACCAUCACCACCAUCCCCACCAUCACCACCACAACCAUCACCACCAUCACCACCAGAACCAUCACCACCAGCACCAUCCUCACCAGCACGAUCACCACCAUCCUCACCAGCACGAUCACCACCACCACCAUCCUCACCAGCACCAUCACCACCAUUACCACCAGCACCAUCAGCACCAUCACCACCAUCACCACCAGCACCAUCGCCACCAGCACCAACAUCACCAUCACCACCAUCACCACCAGCACCAUCCUCACCACCACCAUCACCACCUUCCUCACCAGCACCAUCACCACCAUCACCACCAGCACCAUCACCACUAUCACCAUCACCACCAUCACCACCAUCACCAUCACCACCAGCACCAGCACCACCAUUUGUAAGUUCCUGUCCCCCCCCCCCCCCACCCUCUACCAACUCCCUUUCUCCACAAAAACAACAAAAACCAACACAACGAGACAACAAAAAAAAAAUGAUACUACGCUCGAUAACCACAGUUCGCCCUCUUCCUCCACCGUCUCCCGCUACUUCUAAUAUUUACACACAAGGGGCUAGUAACUGCGGCCGACUUGAUUUCUUUGUCACGUGA